UCUUGAUUGAUUUUUUAUAAUUUUGAAUGGUAUAAAAAAAGAAAAUAGUUUGGGGUUUGAUUUCCUUUAAUUAUGCAAUGCAAGCAAGAAAGAGACGUGAUAAUCCAGCUCUUUUGAUUUGCAUUGGUUAGCAAACAUAAGACAAGAGAGAGCGUAAGAUUCCCUUGUUCCUUCCACCGAGCGAGCAUCAGCAGUGUAAAAUAAAAGAAUAAAUUUUUUUACUGAGAGUUGGAAUCGAAGACGCAGAAGAAAACAUUCAUGUGAGAGAAAGGAAUAGGAAAGUGUCGUGGGAGGAAGAAAGUGUUUUAAAAACGCCCAAAGCAAAAGCUCCUCCCUCCCUCCCUCCGAUUAUUCAGAUCUACUCCCCUCCCUCGUAGAAGAAGAAGAAGAUGGAGAGCGAAAAGAAAUCCUCUUCCAUUUCAAACUUUGGAGCAUGGGGUAUGAACGUUGUGAGCUCCGUUGGAAUUAUCAUGGCUAAUAAACACCUCAUGUCCAAUAAUGGCUACGCUUUCACCUUCGCCACUACAUUGACCGGCUUCCACUUCGCCGUUACUGCUCUCGUCGGUCUUGUCUCCAACGCUUCCGGUUAUUCUGCUCCCAAACACGUCCCUCUUUGGGAGCUUCUUUGGUUCUCAGCUAUUGCCAAUAUCUCUAUCACAGGGAUGAACCUCAGCCUCAUGCUCAAUUCUGUUGGUUUCUACCAAAUAUCAAAACUAAGCAUGAUUCCCGUCGUUUGUAUUAUGGAAUGGAUCCUUCACGGCAAACACUACUCCAGGGAAGUCAAAACGGCUGUCAUGGUUGUCGUUAUUGGUGUCGGCGUUUGCACUGUAACGGAUGUCAAAGUUAACCUCAAAGGUUUCGUAUGUGCCUGUCUAGCCGUUGUAUCAUCAUCUUUACAGCAAAUUUCAAUUGGAUCUCUACAAAAGAAGUAUUCAAUUGGAUCUUUUGAAUUGCUAAGUAAGACUGCUCCUAUUCAAGCCCUCUCUCUAAUAAUUCUUGGUCCAUUUGUUGAUUACUAUCUCAGUGGGAAGUUGAUAACCAACUUUAAGUUGUCUUCCGGUGCCAUUAUAUUCAUUCUUCUUUCAUGCACCCUAGCUGUGUUUUGCAAUAUAAGCCAGUACCUCUGCAUUGGACGUUUCUCAGCAGUUUCCUUCCAGGUUUUAGGCCACAUGAAAACAGUAUGUGUUCUGACUUUGGGGUGGCUACUAUUCGAUUCAGAGCUAACUUUCAAGAACAUCAUGGGAAUGAUUCUUGCAGUUGUUGGGAUGGUAAUUUAUAGUUGGGCUGUCGAGCUUGAAAAGUCGUCCAGUGCAAAGAGUCUUCCUCAUGCAAAAAACAGCCUAACAGAAGAAGAAAUUAGACUAUUGAGAGAAGGGAUAGAAAACAGUACGUUGAAAGAUGUUGAACUUGGUGAGGCUAAAGUUUAGAUUGAUUGGAAGUGAUUAGUGUCAAUUUUAAUGUGGAUUACUUCAAUUCUAUUUGUUCAUUUUAUAGUUUACUUGCUAAAAGACUUGGUGUCUAUCUGUUUCUACGAACUAAUCCAUUUUAGAAAAUGUAUCUUAUUUUUUAAUUUGAUUGUUUUUGCUGAGAUUGUGUUAUUUAUUUGGCUUGUCGGUACAAGACUGCCAGGCGCUAUUGACAUGUAAAAUGUGUAAGCUCAUGACAGACAAUAUAUUCUGUCAAUUGUCUUUUAUGUUAGAUAUCAAAUUUUCAUUA
Lathyrus oleraceus (garden pea) is the source of this 1716-nucleotide messenger RNA. Its product is annotated as UDP-rhamnose/UDP-galactose transporter 2. NCBI's taxonomy places the organism in Eukaryota, Viridiplantae, Streptophyta, Magnoliopsida, Fabales, Fabaceae. The transcript is spliced from 5 exons. The record is from RefSeq and is a predicted model, not a curated record. Bases 390 to 1427 code for a protein of 345 amino acids.